Messenger RNA from Protopolystoma xenopodis, 414 nucleotides. The record is from the annotation of a GenBank genome assembly. NCBI's taxonomy places the organism in Eukaryota, Metazoa, Platyhelminthes, Monogenea, Polystomatidea, Polystomatidae.
CGUCCUGCCAUACCGGCGUCCAGUUGUUUCAAAGCUGCUAUGAACAUAGCCGCAGCCUUAGACCCUCAGUCUAACUUUGACGAGCUGCCUAAACCUGGUUCCCAAUAUGAUCGUGAUUUACCUCCUGCUUCGGUUGAACCCAAGGCUCAAAUGUGCAGCCAGCUGGUGACAGCCUGCAAAUCGGGCUUGGCUGUCCCUACCGCAUCCACAGUUCAUACUGGCAACUCCUCAGGCUUAGCAAACAAUCUUCUUCCCCAUUCUGGUGACAACAGUAGUAAAGCCAGUCGAUGUGCAAAAGUUUGGGGUCUUGAUGAUGAAGAUAUCCUUAACGUUGGUGUCUCGCAAAUGCUGCCCUUUCUUUACUUGGGGCUGUUAAUCAAGACACUUAACAAUCAAUUUAAGUUAUUUUCUUGA